This is a messenger RNA of Trypanosoma cruzi, 564 nucleotides long. RefSeq names its product terbinafine resistance locus protein (yip1), putative. The transcript has a single exon. Lineage: Eukaryota; Euglenozoa; Kinetoplastea; Trypanosomatida; Trypanosomatidae. Gene Ontology annotation, cellular component: trans-Golgi network; membrane. Gene Ontology annotation, biological process: endoplasmic reticulum to Golgi vesicle-mediated transport. The record is from RefSeq and is a predicted model, not a curated record. Bases 1 to 564 code for a protein of 187 amino acids.
AUGGCGCAGACCACGGUCCCUACCGCUCCUCUUUACUCCACUUUGGAUGAGCCUAUCACGACCACCAUUGUGCGCGAUGCGGUGGCUAUUGGCCGAAAGAUGACGAUUGUCCUUGCACCGCCGCUCGGGGAGGAUCAGGAGCUGCGCGACUGGGACUUGUGGGGACCCUUGUUGCUUUGCUUGCUGCUUGCCAUCAUUCUUGCCGGCUCAGCGGCAACACAUCAGGGUGGUCUCAUAUUCUCAGCGGUUUUUGUGCUUGUGUGGGUGGGGGCGGCCGUCGUGACGCUCAAUGCAAAGUUUCUUGGCAGCAAAGUUUCUUUUUUUCAGACGGUUUGUGUCAUGGGCUACUGCCUGGCACCGCUUUGUAUUGGCGCGUUCCUCGGUGUUUUUAUUUCUUACUUUUGGGUGAUGAUGGUGAUUUCUUUUGUAGUCUGGCUCUGGUCCUGCUGGGCUGCCCUGCGCUUCUUUCGUGGCUCCGUCACUCCUGAACGCGAGAUGCUUGUCGUGUAUCCUGUCGCCCUUUUCUAUUCAUUUAUGACAUGGAUGGUAAUCGUCGGUGUGUGA